Molecule: messenger RNA, 1473 nt
Organism: Puccinia graminis f. sp. tritici CRL 75-36-700-3
Lineage: Eukaryota; Fungi; Basidiomycota; Pucciniomycetes; Pucciniales; Pucciniaceae
Exons: 3
Coding region: 1-1473 (490 amino acids)
Source: RefSeq, a predicted model, not a curated record
AUGGCCAACAACUCACUCAGCAACCGCAACCAGACAAUGCGUGCAUUUGGUGAUGAUUUCCAACCAGAAGUCACACACCUAGUCAACACUGGAAGGACGGAUAGUCAAAUCCGAGAACAUAUCAAAGCGACAUACGAUAUAUCAGUCUCCCAACGAACAUUAACUCGCAGGAAGGAAGACUGGGGGCUAAUUCUUCAAGCCGCUGAUUACGCAGCCCAGCUCGAAGAUCACAUCAUCACUUACUUUGAACGGGGAUUGACUUACUCCCAAAUUCACCAUGCUUUAUCCACCAGCCACGGCUACGUCCAAUCAAAAAGAACACUAGAACGCAAAAUCAAAUCGAUGAACCUCACCCGCAGAACUGACGAUUUGGACAACGAAAAGAUCGACAUUGACACAGUUGUGUCAUGCAUUGAAGAGAUACACCAAACUCCUGAAGGCCGCAAUGCUGGAUACCGGAAGAUGAGACAGCUGCUCCAAACUAAAUAUGGCCUGCACAUCCACACACUCACAGUGGCCAUGAUAAACCGCACCCUUGACCCAGACGGUGUUCAAAAUCGAGCGAAACGGGUGUUGAAACGCCGUGUCUUCAAAACCCCCGGACCCAACUUCAUAUGGUCGGCCGACGGACACGACAAGCUCAAGAAGUUUGGGAUAACCAUCUAUGGGUUCAUCGAUGCCUGGAGCCGGAAAAUCUUGGGGCUAUUUGUGCAUGUGACCAACAACGACCCUCGUCACAUUGGAUACUACUACCUCCAGCUGGUCAAACAAGAAGGUGGGAUCCCACGACGUACCACAACCGACAAGGGCACCGAAACCAUCCAAAUGGCAGGCCACCAAAUCAACCUCACCGAGGAAUUCAACCUCGAGUGCGCAGACCCCAGCCAGUCACACCUCUUUACCAAGAGCGCUCACAAUCAGAAGAUUGAGUGUCUCUGGUCUCAGAUGAUGAAGCAAUACAACUGUCAGUUAAUCAACCACCUGUUCGAAGCCAUCGAGAAGGAUUGCUAUGAUCCAAAUGACCCGGUUGAGUAUCACCUCUUCAUAUACUUGUGGGUGCCGCUGCUUCAGGAAGGGCUGGAUGACUGGACAAGCAACUAUAACAACUACAAACGUCGAUGGGACCCCAAAAGCAUGCUUCCCACCCGGUGUAGUGCUGAAUGGUGCUACAAAUAUCCAACAGAAGUCGGUGGGGAGCAAGGUCUUAUUCCGGUGCCGCCAGAAGCUGUCGAAGCCCUUGAAGAAGAAUUUUAUCCGGAGGCUGCCGAGAUGAUGGAUACGUCACCCAAAUGGUUCUCAGAAUCUAUCAAGGAGCUGGAGGUUGGGAUGGAUCUGUCAAUUCCUGCGGUCGACAUCCACAACGUUUGGGAUACAUUCUCACUACUUCUCCAAUCCAUCCGAGACUAUGAUUCCGCCUGGUUGGCUGACCCCUCAAAUGAGCCAACAGAAACCUUUGCCUUCCGUGCUUCCUGA